Molecule: messenger RNA, 2785 nt
Organism: Tripterygium wilfordii
Lineage: Eukaryota; Viridiplantae; Streptophyta; Magnoliopsida; Celastrales; Celastraceae
Product: serine/threonine-protein phosphatase BSL3-like
Exons: 11
Coding region: 282-2009 (575 amino acids)
Molecular function (GO): protein binding
Source: RefSeq, a predicted model, not a curated record
CACGUGUCACCACUCACCACAGAGCCGCAUUGAGCCCAUCGUAACAUGAACAGUAGUCACUCUCUGUGGCUCUGCCGAUGCCCUGUUCAAGUCUCUGUUUCUCCGUCCAGCAUUUGCUCUUCUUUUUCUCUCUCAGCUUUUGCGUCUUGCAUUGGCUUGUUGCGUGAAAUCAGCGCGAGAAAGAAAUUAUCUUUCGGAUUCUCUCUGCCUGCAUUACCUGGAGAAAGAAAAUCGCACUAUCUCGAACUUUCUCAUCAACUGAGAAAGGAACUUCUCCAAGAAUGAUGAGAUGGGAAAGAGUGCAGGUACAACAAUACCAGGUGAUUAAUGGAGAUGCAUCAAGGCCCGGGAAGAGGUGGGGACACACCUGCAACGCCGUGAAAGGAGGGAGAUUUUUGUAUUUGUUCGGUGGUUACGGCAAAGACAACUGCCAGACCAACCAAGUUCACGUCUUUGAUACUGUUAAGCAGACAUGGAGUCAGCCAGUGAUAAAAGGCACACCGCCAACUCCGAGGGACAGCCACAGUUGUACGACUGUUGGUGACAAUUUAUAUGUGUUUGGUGGUACAGAUGGGAAGAACCCUCUUAAGGAUUUGCAUAUAUUGGACACAUCAACACACACAUGGAUUUGUCCAAGUCUAAGAGGUGAGGGGCCGGAAGCACGGGAGGGUCACAGUGCAGCACUUGUUGGAAAAAGGCUCUUCAUAAUCGGUGGCUGUGGAAAAUCUGCAGACACGAAUGUUGAAGUAUAUUACAAUGAUGUUCAUAUACUGAAUACAGAUACCUUUGUAUGGAAAUGUGCAACGACAUCAGGCACUCCUCCUUCUGCACGUGAUAGUCACACUUGCUCGUCGUGGAAGAACAAAAUCGUGGUGAUUGGAGGUGAAGAUGGACAUGAUUACUACUUGUCUGAUGUUCAUAUCCUAGAUGCAGAUACUCUUAUGUGGAAGGAGCUAAAUACAUCUGGUCAUAUGCUGCUACCUCGAGCUGGUCACUCUACUGUUUGUUUUGGCAAAAACUUAUUCAUUUUUGGGGGAUUUACAGAUGCUCAAAAUCUGUAUGAUGACUUGUAUAUGCUGGAUAUAGAUUCGGGUUUGUGGACCAAGGUCUUAACCACAGGUGACAGACCUUCAGCAAGAUUUUCUGUGGCUGGGGACUGUUUGGAUCCAGUGAAGGAUGGCGUCCUCGUGUUUAUAGGUGGUUGCAAUGAGAUUCUCGAGGCAUUGGAUGACAUGUAUUACUUGUAUACAGGGCUUAGAGAUGAGCGGAGGCCUGAAAAGUUAUCAUUGAGGAAACAAUUGAAACUAAAGUGCCAAGAACAAAAUCUUGCACCCAUGCAUGAUAACGCACUGACUAGAAUUGAGAAUAAUCCUGAUGUUCGUCAUCCCAUGGCCUUCAUGGGCUGCGGCCAACCAGGCAGGGAAAAUCUUCCAUUGAAUCAGGUGCAUCCUCUUCAAGGAAAGAAGACAUUUCAAGCCAGAGUUACUGAAAGCUUGCCACAUGGAUAUACUAUUGAAACAUAUAUAGAUGGAAAGCCCCUUCGUGGAAUAUUAUUUGCGAAUGGUCCUAGCUCUCCCAACUUGGCUAAUUUUAAUUCCUCUAGGAAAAGAGCUGGAGAAUUUGAUGGUGAUGUGUCAAAUGGUGAUCACUGUAAUAAAUCAAAAGCUUCUAGAACCCUCCAGCAGGACUCCUUGGGACACAAACAAGCAUAUAACCUGCCAGGGAAGGAUUCCUCAUUGCAGGAACCCAAGGCAGAAGCUUCUGCCGCUGCUCAAGAUUUGAAGAAUCUGGCUCCUUCUAAUAAUGUUUCUCGGCUUCCUGAGUUCCGAACAAACCCAGAAUCAUCUGUUGCUUCUUCCCUGAAUCUAAAUGAUGCUAGGAAAAAUGCAACAGAUUCCACCUCUAAAGUUCUGAAAGAGCAUUCCGACUCAUUGCAGGAUUCCAUGGCUUCAUCCUUAGGUCAAGAUGACAGGACAGCAACCUUGGGAGAUCAGAACACUCCAGCAUAAUCAGUUUGAUCGUUGAACAAUUGACCUUUCUGAAUGCUCCUUCCACAUAUCUGAACAUAUAUGAGUAGAUAGCCCCUGCCACAAGUACAUUUAUCUUGAAGGCAGUCAUAGUCACAUAGAUGCAUUUGACUGGUGAACCAUACAGAAUCUGCUCGCUAACUGAGGUGAUGCCGCCUACUAAUAUAGUCUCCAUUUCCCCUCCAAAUUUACAAAGUUUCCUUUCUAAUUCAAGCAUUUUCUAGUUUCCACAGUUAGUUAACCGUAGACAUAGCUGGUAGUUUUGUUCAAAAUGAUGUCUUCCUCGUUAGUGCUUCCGAUAAGACUGCGGUUAAAGCACAAGGAAAGAUGAUGUACAGGAAGUUGGUGAAUGUUAUGGGCAUCUUUCCUUCCUUGGAAACAAAAUACCAGAAUGUAGCUGCUUUGAACUAUUUACAGAUAUUGCUUGCAUUUCCUGUUCCCAGAGAACAGUUUGUAAAAUGCUGAAGGCUCAAAAAUUUAUGAAGUCUGCGAUAAGUUUUCCCAUUUGGCUUUGGCAAUUCGAUGGUGAAUGCAUUGUUUUGUAUGAAAUAUAAAAGAAGUCUGCAGGCCUUGAACUCCAAAUAUCUUUUACUGAAGAUUGAAACAAGGAGGUAUGUGGGACGACCUUGGCAGUAUGUGAUUGAGAGAAACAUGCUAAUGAUCUAUUAGUUAUGCUAAUUAUAAUUAUAAUAUGAAUUAUGCUAAUGAUCUAUUGGAUUCUUGGUAGAGUUUAGUAGGUAUUGUAAUUAUUUUCUUAA